AUGCCUUCGAUAGCUCAGUUGGUAGAGCGGUGGACUGUAGGGGAAUGCGCUUUGCGGACAUCCAUAGGUCGCUGUUUCGGUAUGACGCGUCGCAAGAGGAAAACGGCGAGAAAAACGGUUUCGCGCUCGAAGCCGAACGGUUCCAAGCUCGCGACGGCGGAAAAAAUUCGCCUGAAGUGCAGACGCAGGGAGGAAUUCCACGAUACGUUUUUGAGCUACGCGAAAAUUGCGGAGUUUUUGGACAAAACGAAGAAGGAAAACCCGGGCCGGGUCCAGGUCGUGCAAAUAGGACGUUCUGGGAAAGGGAAAUCGAUCUUGAUGGUGACGGUUACCGCCGCCGCCGCGGACCACGCCAAAAUGGCGGUCGUGGUGACGGCGGGAUUAAGCGGUAGCGACUACAUGGCCGUCUCGAACGCCCUCUAUCUCGUCUACCACUUGGCAAAGAACCCGAACUCGUGCCGCCUGCUAAACUACCACGUCAUACCGUGCUCGAACCCGGACGCCUACGACGCGGCCCUGCGGCCGGAAAACCGUCCCGAUCCGUCGCAUCCGGUCGACCUGACUCGCAAUUAUCCGGUCCUCCUCGGCCUCGGCGACCUCCGUUCUGUUCCCACCGGCACUUUCCUCGGUAAAUGUUCAAAAUGGCGCGCGAUUCGGUCAUUCGUAAGCGGCCGCGUUGCAGACAAAAUUAAAUCGUGGAAGGAAAAUUUCCGGCCGGGAUGUCCCGAGAGUAGGGCGGUGUUGGCUGUCUUGUACGCGUACAAGUUCGCUGUCAAGCUGUUCGUAUCGCUCGAAGGGGGCGGGCAGAGGGUGUGUUACCCCCCGGGUGACUCGCCCGGGGCGGCGGUGAACGAUCUGGCGGCGGUCGCGAGGAAAGGCACCAUGGCGGUGAAAAGGAGAUGCUUCGAACACGGUUCCGUGUACGAAAUGCUCGGUUUGACGUACGGCACUGCGGUGGAUUUCCUGCGGGUCGACGCGCCGUCCCUGAAGUUCUGCUACAUAGUGCAGGUGGCCGAGAGGCGGGGUGCCGUCCAAGAUUCGAAAAUGAUCGUGUCGUACGGUGAAGACAUGGUGGAAUGCGUCGCGGCUAUGGCUAGGGCGGUGCACAAGUUCUACGCGAAGCCAGUGGCGGCCGGGAAGAAAAUCGAGACUAGAGUGAAAAAUAUUUUUCGAAAAUAA
Molecule: messenger RNA, 1179 nt
Organism: Cylas formicarius (sweet potato weevil)
Lineage: Eukaryota; Metazoa; Arthropoda; Insecta; Coleoptera; Brentidae
Exons: 4
Coding region: 1-1179 (392 amino acids)
Biological process (GO): proteolysis
Molecular function (GO): metallocarboxypeptidase activity; zinc ion binding
Source: RefSeq, a predicted model, not a curated record